Messenger RNA from Aptenodytes forsteri (emperor penguin), 2811 nucleotides. It is a transcript of the gene BCL10, whose product is annotated as B-cell CLL/lymphoma 10. Gene Ontology annotation, biological process: adaptive immune response; canonical NF-kappaB signal transduction; positive regulation of extrinsic apoptotic signaling pathway. The record is from RefSeq and is a predicted model, not a curated record. Gene Ontology annotation, molecular function: protein kinase B binding; transcription coactivator activity; NF-kappaB binding. Bases 80 to 721 code for a protein of 213 amino acids. Lineage: Eukaryota; Metazoa; Chordata; Aves; Sphenisciformes; Spheniscidae. The transcript is spliced from 3 exons. Gene Ontology annotation, cellular component: cytosol; CBM complex.
UAACCAUUCAGGCACGGGUUGUUGCAGUUGGACACUUGAGUUGUAUUCCAGAGCCACCUAAAUUGAUGCUUUAGAAAGGAUGCGUCCUUACCUGUGUGAUAAAAUCAUAGCUGAGAGACACUUUGACUACCUACGUUCAAAGAAAAUACUCACUAGAGAGGACACAGAAGAAAUUUCUUCUCGAUCUUCCAGUAGGAAAAAAACUGGGAAGUUAUUGGACUACUUAGCAGAAAACCCAAAGGGACUAGAUGCUUUGAUUGAAUCUAUCAGGCGAGAAAGAACACAAAACUUCCUGUUACAAAAGAUAACUGACGUAGUGUUGAAAGUCAAAAAUGAAAAACUUGAAGCUCUCAAAGGUCUAAGCUGCAGCACCUGUAUGACCACGCUCUAUGGAGGAACAAAUAAUCUUUCUAGAUCAUAUUCUGAUGAAUCUAAUUUUUUUGAUAAAACAAAAGACAAAGAAUCUGCCCAGAUACAUCAUCCAGAAGAAGAUUAUAGCACCGCCGCCUUUAUGUCUGCUGUCUCUCUUCAUUCGAUGAAUUUACCAAUUGCCGAGAUGGGAAAUGCAGAGAGUGCUGUUUUCUCAGCCACCCUUCCAGGGCCUGGAGACCCCGGUGCACCCCCUCUCCCCCCAGAGCUCCAGUCAGAGCAGCAAGAACCAUGUACUAGUUCAAGUGACAAUUGCUUUUUGCCUUUAAGAUCACGUUCUCUUCAACCAUAGUGAAUGUAGUGACUUUUGUCUCUUCAACCAAACGGUACUGAAACUGUGUGAUGUCUUAUAAAGGUUAAAAAAGUGUUUUCAAACUGCUAGCUAGCAAAAUCAGAGGAAACAAUCUAUGCUAUUUACUGGUUUUAAGGAGUAAUUUUUUUUGUAAUUAGGUGACUCUGGAGCUGCUUGAUUUUAUGUUCUUUAAGGAGCUUUCUUCAAAAGAUCAUGGUACUACACCAGCAAAGGUUUGUUUUUUAAACCGGUAUAUUUCAGAUUUCACAUUUAGUUGCAGAUAUUUAAGCUGCAGUUAUAGAACAAAUGAAUUGGGAAAGAUGGUUAGGAAAAGUAUUGAGUAUUGAAAAAUAACUUCCUGAACUAAAAGCUUAAGCUCACUUACCAAAAAGCUUAAACUCAUUUACCAAAUUAAAUGUUUCUCUGUAGGAUAAAUUCUGCCCUCUACGUAUGUGUGUGCAGCUCCAUUUGCAAAAAAAAAAAAAACCAAACAAACAAAAAAAACCAAACCCAAAACAAUCUGGCCAAAUCUGUAGCUAUACUUAUUUGCAAGAAGUCUGUUAAUUGUCUGAACUUUGUUCUCUGUCCUGCCACUAAAUCAAAAGGCACUCGGUAUCGAGGUGAUUUGAGUUAGUAAAUAUACUUCCACAAGCCUUAGCAUAUUAUUCUUGUAUAUUAGUUAGAGAUUCCUGAUUUGAGAUGCACUUUAAAUAUAAAUUCUCAUUAGUACUGCAAAAGGAAUGUAAACUGCUGCAGCAGCGUCAUGUGAGCGGUAAGAGAAUGUUAUUGUAUAAUGCUAUUAAGGAGCAAAGCUUAUACGUUUUGUCCCAGUAGGUAAGUAGAGGAGGAGUCCUGUAGCAAGAAAGUAUCCAUAACUGAAGGACUCUUGGAAAUGUUGCACUUCAGAUACCUACUCUUCAAAGCAGAUAGACAGGUUUACAUUUCAAAUUGUUCAGUCUUAAAUGCAUUUAAAACUAUUUCAACAUGGGAAGGUUCUCGUUUCUUGACACAAUGUGACAUGCUGUGCUCCUCUCAUACUCUACUCUUGAGUUGUAAUCUACUUUUUAUGAAGUUGCCCUAUAAUCACUUUAAAAUUACUAGGCAAAGACAAACCCCUACUUGGAAAUGUGUACAGUUGUGUUCUGCAGUACUACACUUUAAAGUGACGGGAUUUUUUUCAGUAUAUCGAAGGGCAGGUUUGUAUUUAAGUCUUUAAAUUAUUUUGGUUCUCAUACAGCGCUAUAGCCGUGUAAUUCCAUUCAGAUUCAAACCCAGGUAAUAAUCCGAAACUCUGUUCUCCUUUUGUGGAGACAGGCCAUCCGCAGGACCUCAAUGUAGUCUCUAAACUUUUUUUUUCAUGUUUACUCUGGUUUUGGAAGUAGGUUAAAAUAAACUGCAAUGUUCAACUACACUCCAUACUUAGUCUAUGAAUAGCUUACGUUCGAUAAAGAUAGGGGCUUCUGUUCAGUGUUUAUAAAGUCCUUGGUUUUCUUGUAUACAUCUAAGGUCAUAGACUGUCAGGAUGGUGGAAAAUGCUUGUUGGCAAAACUGCUUGGUUCAGAAGGCACUCUGGAAGUUAAGUGCCUAAAUAUGCAAGCAAAAUUUUGCUCUCUAACAUGAAAUCAAGGGUGGGUUUAAAUCCCUCUCUUCCAUUAACUUGAACUGUAGUUGCACGUACGUGGGAUGUCUGACAAUUUAUUUUUCUAAAUGCCCGCUGUAACCACUUAAAGAGCUUGUGCUUAGGUUUGGGUCCCUUCUUGGAUUCUUGUAAACGGAGGAAAGUGAGCAAGCUUGGCCUUAGCUGAAAAAGAGCAUCAGCUCAGGCUGAAGACAGCCUUGCAGAUCUAAACCGGAACGCGCGAGGCGUGCUGCCUGCCCCACGGCGUGCUGCCUGCCCCACAGCGCGCCGCCCAGCCUGCAGGAAGCCUGCCUGUGCAGGGACCGCUCCUGCAGUGGAGCCUAUUAACCUGAGACUUUAAAUGAAUGUAUUAUCUUACCAAAUGUUUAUAACAUGCUUUUUUUUUUUUUUUUUAAAAACCUUGAAAUAUUUUUAUCACAACUUUUGGAAUAAAUUCUUUUGUAUAAUUGCC